Molecule: messenger RNA, 2599 nt
Organism: Nothobranchius furzeri (turquoise killifish)
Lineage: Eukaryota; Metazoa; Chordata; Actinopteri; Cyprinodontiformes; Nothobranchiidae
Product: Glyco_hydro_56 domain-containing protein
Biological process (GO): carbohydrate metabolic process; hyaluronan catabolic process
Cellular component (GO): acrosomal vesicle
Molecular function (GO): hyalurononglucosaminidase activity
Source: RefSeq, a predicted model, not a curated record
GUGAACGUGAAGUCUCAAACACACACACACAUACACACAUGCAUGAACAUGCACACUGCUGCACCAGCAUCCUCCAAUCUCCAGGAUGGACCUUAAAUGACUUCUCUAUCUCUCUUUGGCUUCCUUUCAUACCUCCUUUGUAUCGUUCCAUCUUAGCUUUUCACAUUCUCUUCCUUUUAAGUAUCUUGACUAUUUCUGGUCCGUUAUCUCCUUCUCUUCCUCCCUCCUUUCUUUUUUCUUCUCUAUCUGCCUCGUCCGGAUGUCAGGAGCCUUUUUUUGUUGCGCGCUACACAUGAUCAGCUCAUCCACGCCUGCUUGAAUCCUCUAUCUGGGACAGUAGAGGAUAGAAGUGGAGACAGAAGAAUAAAAGUGUUGUCUGCAGGAGCAGAAACUCUGAUGCUGUCCUGACAAAAGGAACUAAAUAUAUGGGCUUUGGGUUGGUUUUACAGCAACAUGAUUGGCUGUGACGGCCUGAACAGCUGAGCUGCUUUAAUGGAGCAGGUCGAACCUGUGUUCCGUCCACCACCAGAACCCAAACCGCAUCAUGCGAUUCUCUGGAACCGCUUGCUUUUCUCAUCAGUCCUCCUCUUGCUGAUCGGUGCCUUAGCCGGGCCUUGUGAUGCCGGGCCGUCCCAGCCUGCCCGUCCUCCUCUCUUAUCUGGACAGCCUUUCAUCAUCUUCUGGGGAAUCCGGGACUCUUCCUGCUCCAGCCGAAUAGAUCUCAGCUCCUUCGGUAUGGAGCGAGACGGCCGUGUAGCCGUCUUCUAUGAAGGUGCACUGGGUAACUAUCCCUACUUUGUAGACAAAAACACUCCUGUCAACGGGGGGCUCCCACAGCACACACGUUUGGACAGCCACAUCCAGAAGACUCAGCAGGACUUGGAGGCAGCUUUGCCUGCACCCAGGUACCUCGGGCUGGGGGUGCUGCGCUGGACAGAGUGGGUUCCCCAGUGGUCCAGGAACCGAGAGAAGCAGGCAAUGUACCGAGAGGCAUCCAGGAACCUGAUGAAGACCUUCUUUCCUCGCUGGACACCAGAAGAACUGGAGAAGUGGUCUCGGGUGGACUUUGAGGCAGCAGCUCAGUCUGUGAUGGUGGAGACUCUACGGGAGGUCAAAAGGUCAAGACCCAAAGCAUUGUGGGGAUUCUCCACCUAUCCCACCUGCUUCAACAGGGACCCCACCCUAACUCAGCUAGCCAACUACACAGGCCAGUGCAAUCCUGCAGAGACGGCUCUGAACGAUGAGCUUGCGUGGCUAUGGAAAAGAAGCACUGCUCUCUACCCCCUCCUGACCCUGGAGAAGCUGCAGAGUGGGACGCCAACAGCCAGGCUGUGUUCAUCGGGUCAGUUAAAGGAAGCCCUACGCGUGGCCUCUCAGCCCAGAGCAGAGUUUGAUCUGCCCGUGUUUCCCCUGGUAAAGACCGUCUACCUCUCCACUAGGACUUUCCUAUCCCCGGCUGACCUGGUCAACACUAUAGGAGAAAGUGCUGCCAUGGGAGGAGCAGGAGUCAUCAUCUGGGACAAAAGUGAGACUAAGACGGAGAGAGAGUGCCAAGACCUGGCAGAGUUUGUUCGUAAAGUUCUGGGACCUUACUCCCUCAAUGUUACCACGGCAACUCAGCUCUGCUCAUCCUCCCUUUGCCAGGGAAAGGGUCGAUGUGUUCGUCAAGAUCCAGACAGCUCCUCUUAUCUCCAUCUCCCACCCCAAUCCACGACAGAAGAGAAGGUGGCAGAAAAGAUGGAUGCUGCAGAGGCCACCGACCAGCCAGAUGUGGGCAGUAAAACAUCUGAACCAGACCCAGCAGAGGUCUGGAAAAAAGACUUUACGUGUCAGUGGUACAAGAACGCAGACAGGGACGUCUCUGACCGGCAGCCGCUCAAAGACGGAGCGCCUUUUGGAGGAAACACUGAAGAUGUGACGGAGACAACUGAUUCUGCAACCAAAAGUGCCUCUGAGACCACAUUUGCAGAAAGUGAUUCACCCGUUGACAGAAGUCCAACAACAUCACUGGAUUUACAGUCUGACAGUGGCGCCGAUCCACUGAGAGCUCCAGGCGUGCACCUUCUGCUGCUGGUGGCUGUAAGCUUCUACCUGGGACCUUCAACUGAAAACUAAACGCAGACUUUACUGGGGAGGUUUAUGAUGGAGCUGCGAGUGUAAACGCCACUCAAGUGUCCUUUAAAUACCCUCAAAACUUCUGAUUGUUUCUUUGUAGCGGAGUAUUUUAUUAAAACAUUAUUUUCAAAGAAAUGUUGUUCAUAGCUGGAGUUGCAAACCCGUUGUUAGAUGUGCCAAACAUAACAACAAAUAAAAUAAAGAUCAGGGCUAAAAUACCAAUUUUAAUAAAGAAAAAAGACUAAAUCCACAAAACACCACUGAAUUGGUUUUAUUUGCAUUCUUUUGUAAUUUAAGUGAAUUGAAAUUAAUUUUGACCCCAAAAAAACUGUAUACUAAAACUUUCAGCAUGCAAAAUAUUCCUAUAUUUAUUUGUUGUUGCUUUUUGUCUUUUAUUGUCGUGUUUCGGGUUACAAGGAUCAUGUCGUCACAUGCAAAGAGUUGCACAACCACACACACACACACACACACACACACACACACA